AUGGAGCCAUCAGACAAAUGCUUGUUUAAAUACAAGGGAUCCUAUUUUGUUCCAGAUCUGACUACACCAGAAACCAUUGAUUCACUGGAGGAUUUUGAAAUCAGAGACAGUGAUGUAUUUCUGGUAACUUUUCCCAAAUCAGGCACCAUAUGGAUACAGUACAUUUUGAGCCUGAUUUAUCAUGAAGGUCAUCGAAAUGGAACUGAAGACACUGACCUGAUGGACAGAAUUCUAUGGCUGGAAUACAACAUUCGCAAUAGAGAUUACAUCAGUAGCCCAUCACCUCGUCUCUUUGCUACCCAUUUACCCUAUUAUUUAAUGCCAAAGGAAUUAAGAAAGGGAAGAGCAAAGAUUAUUUAUGUGGCCAGAAACCCAAAAGAUGCCUUGGUCUCAAGAUAUCAUUUUUCCAAAAUGUCUGUCAAAACUGAAAAAAUUGCAGACUUUGACGUUUUCAUGGAGAGGUUUUUGGCUGGUGAAGUGGUAGGUAAUUUUUGGCUAGACCAUGUAGAAGGCUGGACUGCUCAGCGGGACAACCUGAAUAUUCUCUUCAUUCUGUACGAAGAAAUGAAGAAGGAUCUAAGAAGCUCUGUACUGAAAAUAUGCAACUUCCUAGGAAAGAGAUUGACAGAAGAGGAGUUGGAUGAUAUUGUGGAUAAGGCUUCAUUUGGCAAAAUGAGUGUGGAUCGUAGAGCUAAUUAUACAACUGUGUCCCCUGAAAUCCUAGAUUUCACCAAAGGACGCUUUCUGCGCAAAGGUACUGUUGGAGACUGGAAAAAUAUGAUGACAGUUGCACAAAGUGAAAGGUUUGACAGUAUUUUCAAGGAGAGGAUGGAAAAGCUGCCUUUUAAGUUCUUCUGGGAUAUCAAGGAAUUUUGACAUGCAAUGAGCAAACUUGCCUGUUUUCCUUUGUACAGAUUUUGUUCCAAUUUGUUUCCAAAUUAGAUUGCAAAGCUUGUUGGGCAACAUGACACAAUGCAUUUAUGUACAAAAUUUUGUGUUUUUUUGUUUGGUUAGAGACAGUGUUCUGCAAUGUUCAGAUAAUUAGAAAGGAUACAAAGAUAAUUGCAUUGCGUAUUGUGCAUUGCUUACAAAAUGUGAUUCGGACAAGAUCAUAUUAAAAUGUGAACUUUA
Sceloporus undulatus (fence lizard) is the source of this 1131-nucleotide messenger RNA. RefSeq names its product amine sulfotransferase-like. Gene Ontology annotation, biological process: sulfation. NCBI's taxonomy places the organism in Eukaryota, Metazoa, Chordata, Lepidosauria, Squamata, Phrynosomatidae. Gene Ontology annotation, cellular component: cytoplasm. The transcript has 6 exons. Gene Ontology annotation, molecular function: sulfotransferase activity. The record is from RefSeq and is a predicted model, not a curated record. Bases 1 to 876 code for a protein of 291 amino acids.